AUGUUGUUUUUCAGGUAUAGAGAGAAUGUGUCUUCGCAGUGUUUUACUAAACUCGAGGACAGGCCCACAUACCCCAAUUUCCUGAAUACCAAACGGUGGGUAUUUGUGAAAAAUGGACUGGAUGACUUCAGGUAUGGCUGCCCUCCUUGUGAUAAUAUGAUCACUCGGGGCCUUCCGGAGCAUCCCCAGACUUAUCCCAAAGCUCCAAAGAAUCAGCUCAAGCUGUUCAAGGAGGCGACCCUGUUUUCCAAGCUCUCGCCGGCCCAGCUGGCCCGGAAGGCGUUCCUGGAGGACAUCGAGGCCCAGCUGACCCCGCACCCCCUGGCUCGCUAUCCAGACCUGGAAAAAAGCGUGUCUCCAGAGCUCUUAAAAAAGGUGCUUGAAGUGCUGGAUCCUGAGAAGAAACUGGAGGACAAAUGGGCUUAUUGUGAGGGCGUCAAGGAAAAGCCGAAGGAACCCACAAAACGGCUUAAAAAACGUCCCACCCAGGACCCCCCGGUACUUUCCAAGAAGACUCCUCGGCCGCGUCUGGGCCAGUCGCUGCAUGAAGAGAAGAAGGCCGUCGAGAAGGAGUUGCUCAAGGAAGACGGUCCUGACCCGUACGAAAACGUGCGCAAGACCGUUAAGGACUUCUGCGAGUGGGCCACCUCGAUUGGCAGCUCGAAGAUUGAUGAGGAAUACAUCAUGAAGCAGUUUGAAAUUAACUAUGACAGCAAAUCAGCUCUCGGUGGGGUCCACGCGAUGAGACUUGACCAGGUUCCCCUGGAAUUAAAGAAGGGCGAAAGACUCGGCAAAAAGCAGGAGUCAGAAUUUUUCCAGGAAACAGAGCGGAAAACUCAGAAUCAUUCUAAGCCAAAGUACGUGAAGAUGAGAUACGGAGCCUGGUAUCUGAACCCCAAGGAGUGGAAGAGGCAGCCGGUAGAUGAGCCUUUGGUUGACCCCAAGGUCUUACGUAAAGCUCAAGAUGAGAACGCGAGAAAGGAGCAGAAGAGACAGGAUGAAGAGUUUGCAAAACUUCGUGGACCAGUUGCCUUUAAGGAAUUCAUUCAAAGGAAGGGCUACAGGAUGCCAAGUUUCCUUGAGAAUAUAAAUAUCAAGAACGAUUGUAACUGCGAUUAUAAUAAGACUCGUNUCCACCUGGACUUCGAGGACGUCCGCAGGUCAGAUGUGCAGGCUGAACGGUGGUGUGGUGGGAGCGAGCACACCGUGCCAUUUGUUGUGUCUCCAGUUUCUGGUCAAGCCCAGUCCCAUACAGAAAACUUCCCCUUGAUCAUGAGAAGCAAUAUAAUUUGCGCCAAGGGGCAAGUCAAGACUGGUGUCUCCGAGGGAGAACAGGUCGAUGCCACAGAGUUCCUGGCUCGGCUGCAAACCCCUGGGGGCCCUGUGCUCUGCUUCGCUUUCUGCACCUGCCAAAGCUGCUGUGUGCCACAGGUGCUGCAAGCCCGCCGGAUUCUCUGGAUCAGGGGCAGAGCUUUCUGGACCAGCCAAAAGCCUCCUCUUGCUUCAGGCUGCCCUCAAGCUGGCAGCCUCUCAGAUUACCGAAGAAAAGAGCUGAAACAGCGCAUCUAUAUCUGGCCUCCAGAAUCCAAAGGGAAGUGCAAGUAG
This is a messenger RNA of Miniopterus natalensis, 1605 nucleotides long. Lineage: Eukaryota; Metazoa; Chordata; Mammalia; Chiroptera; Miniopteridae. The record is from RefSeq and is a predicted model, not a curated record.